AAUUGUGCUCUUGCUACUUCUAUUCACUUCGCAACUUCAAAAGUACUCGCACAAAAGAAAAACUAGGAAAAAGAAGAAGAAUUUAAGAUUCUUUUUUUCGAAAUUCCAAUGGCAGAAAAGAGUAAGAUUUUGAUCAUCGGAGGCACUGGCUACAUCGGAAAGUUUGUCGUUGAAGCGAGCGCAAAAGCUGGCCAUCCAACCUUUGCUCUAGUUAGAGAGAGCACGGUCAAAGACCCUGCCAAGGCUAACCUCAUUGAGAAGUUUAAGAACUUGGGUGUCACUUUGCUCUACGGAGAUCUUUAUGACCAUGAGAGUUUGGUGAAGGCGAUCAAACAGGUGGAUGUUGUGAUAUCGACGGUGGGUUUCAUGCAAACUGCAGACCAAACCAAGAUCAUUGCUGCCAUUAAAGAAGCUGGCAAUAUCAAGAGAUUCUUCCCGUCGGAGUUUGGAAACGAUGUGGAUCGAGUGCAUGCAGUUGAACCAGCCAAGUCUACGUUCGACCUCAAGGUCCAAAUCCGGCGUGCUAUUGAGGCCGAGGGCAUCCCCUACACUUACGUCUCCAGCAACUGCUUUGCUGGCUACUUUCUGCCCUCAUUGGCACAGCCAGGUGCCACUUCUCCACCCAGAGACAAAGUCACCAUCUUAGGGGACGGAAAUCCGAAAGCUGUGUUCAACAAGGAAGAUGACAUUGGAACCUAUACAAUCUGCGCCGUUGAUGACCCAAGAACAUUGAACAAGAUCCUCUACCUGAAGCCUCCACAGAACAUCUACUCCUUCAAUGAGCUUGUUGCCCUGUGGGAGAAGAAGAUUGGCAAAGUUCUUGAAAAAGUCUACGUCCCAGAGGACAAACUUCUCAAGGAUAUUGCAGAGGCCCCAAUUCCAAUCAAUGUGAUAUUAGCAAUCAACCAUUCAGUGUUUGUGAAGGGAGAUCAUACCAACUUCGAAAUCGAGCCGUCAUUCGGAGUUGAGGCUUAUGAGCUCUACCCUGAUGUGAAGUACACCACCGUGGAUGAGUACCUUGAUCAAUUUGUUUGAAGAGAUUAAGAUCACAGGACUUCUGCUAAUAUGUGAGCUAAAUAUCUCCGAAAAAAUAACUUUAAAUGUCGUUAAUGUUGUUUGAGCGGAAGAGUGUGUGCGACGAGAACAAAAUUUACGGAGUUUUAAUGUAAUUUCUAUGUUUCUCCUGCACAUUUGUGGUUGGUUUUGAUUUUUAGAGAUGUCAAAACGCUUUGAGAAUUGCCUAGUGUAUAUCACGUCAUGGUGAUACGAAAUAUAAAAAUAAGAUGAUAUAUUCUUGGCUGUAUGGCUGUA
This is a messenger RNA of Pyrus x bretschneideri (Chinese white pear), 1311 nucleotides long. RefSeq names its product phenylcoumaran benzylic ether reductase Betv6. The transcript has 5 exons. Bases 109 to 1035 code for a protein of 308 amino acids. NCBI's taxonomy places the organism in Eukaryota, Viridiplantae, Streptophyta, Magnoliopsida, Rosales, Rosaceae. The record is from RefSeq and is a predicted model, not a curated record. Gene Ontology annotation, molecular function: oxidoreductase activity.